CUUCAUUGCGUCGCUCAUCUGUUUUGCAUCAUGGUCCGCACGUCGGUGCUCGGCGCUGCCACGACGCUCUUGCUGGCGCUACAGGCCGCCGACGCCAUGUUCGACUCCAACCAGGUGUGCGAUGCGCGCAGUGACAUCUGCGCCAAGAAGGGCAAGGUCCUUGCGCCCAAGCGCGACUACAAGAUCUGGGCCAACGGCUGUGGCACCGAGUCGAUGGGCUUCCAGGUCAUGAACGACGACGGCGUCGACUUCUCGUCCUGCUGCAAUUGGCACGACGCGUGCUAUGGCGUGUGCGGCAUCUCCAAGGCCAUGUGCGAGCGCAAGUUUGAAAAGUGCAUGAAGGACCUCUGCGCCAACGAGAGCGGCGUCGACGCGCAAAAGUCAUGCGACUCGAUGGCCGAGAUCUACGCGAUGGGCCCCAAGCUCAUGGGCUGCCCCGCGUUCACAAAGGCCCAAAAGGAGGCGUGUACGUGCGUCGACAAAGAGAAGCUCGCGGCCAAGAACCGCGCUCGCCUCGAGUACUUUGUUACGACCCAUGCCAACGGCCUCGAGUCGGUCGACACGCUCCUCGAAAAAUACGCUGGCAAGGCACCUGUGAUGUUCUACCGCUUGCUCGGCAAGUACCCAAGUGCGCUCGUCAUCAAGGAAGCGACCAAGACCAAGGAAAGCUCCAUGUUUGAGCGCAUGAAGGCAGACAUUGCCAAAGAAGACAGUGCUGUCGACGAAAACAUCGAGCAUAUUGAGCUUUAAAGAUACUGCAAACGACGCAGGA
Molecule: messenger RNA, 772 nt
Organism: Saprolegnia parasitica CBS 223.65
Lineage: Eukaryota; Oomycota; Saprolegniomycetes; Saprolegniales; Saprolegniaceae
Exons: 4
Coding region: 31-750 (239 amino acids)
Biological process (GO): arachidonate secretion; lipid catabolic process; phospholipid metabolic process
Cellular component (GO): extracellular region
Molecular function (GO): A2-type glycerophospholipase activity; calcium ion binding
Source: RefSeq, a predicted model, not a curated record